CUUAUUAUUAUUGUGUAGUUUCGUGAAAAUAUUGAUUGAUUUCUGUUAUUUUUAGCUGUCUAGUUUUGAAUGCUUAUCUGUUUAUUCUUUAGCUUAAGUAAACUGAUAGUACCUGUGAUUAUGUGUUAUAAAACGUUAUUUUUCUCUACCCUUUUGUGAAUAGCGCCUUUUUUUAAAUACUAGUUAAUGUUGUGUCAAAAGAAUGGGAAAUACUAGUAAAAAGUUAGCAGCGAAAUGCACAUUGCUAACGAAAGAGGAGCAAAAGUAUGUUGCUGCAACAUUCCGGGCGGCCAGCAAGAAUUCGGAGAGGAUACGUGAGGACGAUCUGAUAGUGAGUGGAAAAGUAGAUGCUGUGUCAUUAGAAAAAUUCUGGGGCCCUCAAAUAGAUCCUCGUUUAGCGCAGUAUCUUUCAAAUUUCCUGUUUGGUUCCGGGCAACAGAAAUCGCCGUCAGUCGACUUCAAUAGAUUCGCAGAACUGUACGUCUAUAAUGUAAGAGGUACAGUCGACGAAAGAAUGAUGGUGAUAUACAAUAGUCUUGGGAAAGAUUACAACGACACCGUCGAGUUGCCUUAUCAGUUAUUGAAAGAAUAUUGCGAAAGUAUUGCGUCAACGUAUAUAAAGAUAUUGAAAGCGUGUAGUAUGCGUCGCGUGCGCACGUGGAUAGAGAAGGGAUUCAGGGGGCGCGCGUCGCACGUGCAAGCUCUAGGGGAGACCGUGGCCGCCACCCUCGGAGGGGACCUGGACUCUCCUCACCACCACUGUUCCGCGGAACAGCUGGCAAAGUGGCUAGAAACGAACAUUUUGCUUAAACAAUUGACGGAAUUAGUGUUUGUUAAUUUGUAUGGAAUCAAUAAGAAGGCGGGUGACGAGAGCCCCACGCCGUUGCCGGCAUCGAUGCCGUGUCUGCUACCUCUACCUGAAGGUUUAGACGCGAUGCCUGAUUACCCCGCGUUCAUAGAUUUGUCCCACAUCGUGUGGCUGAACAGUCAUCUUCCCCAGAAGCAUCAACAUAAGUGGAGAUUCCUCUUCUCCUCGCAUAUACACGGCGAAUCUUUCUCCACUAUGGCAGGUCGCAUCCAAGAGCAAGGCGCAUCUAUCCUUAUAAUAGAGGACAACAGUGGAUACAUAUUCGGUGGAUACGCGCCCUAUCCCUGGUCUAUCGGACCUAACUUCGUGGGGACGGACGACUCGUUCCUGUUCACGCUCGCGCCCAAGAUGAGAGCGUACCCGUCCACUGGGUACAAUAACCAUUACCAGUAUAUAAAUCAUCACACGAAGACACUGCCUAAUGGACUGAUUAUGGGUGGUCAGUUUGAAUUUGGUGGUAUAUGGGUGAAUGCUGAUCCGUUCGGUGAAGGGUCCUCCGCAGAAUCAUGUAGUACGUACCGCGGGUACAAGCGACUGUCGAAAGAACCCACCUUCCAUAUACGCAGUCUUGAAGUGUGGGGUGUAGGGGACAAGCCUGAACUGAUCAAAGAUGAGGAUGAACGAGACGUGAGUGUUCUAGACACAAAUCCCGAAGCCAAAGCCAUACUAGAGUUAGCCGGACGCACACGGCACUCCGAGGGAAUCCGUGAGCCGCCACCCUUAUAAUUACAUCAAAUACAUUAGUACAAUUAUACAUUUGGUCACAUAAAUGCAAUGUCCCAAUUAGCCAGCGAAUCCAACAUAAAUUUAACUGGCUACAACUGUU
Molecule: messenger RNA, 1694 nt
Organism: Diatraea saccharalis (sugarcane borer)
Lineage: Eukaryota; Metazoa; Arthropoda; Insecta; Lepidoptera; Crambidae
Source: the annotation of a GenBank genome assembly